UUGUUCUUCGCUUAGCGGAACCAUCUUCUCGCCACUAUUAGCGUCCGCCGCCGCCCGUCAGCAUGUCUUCGGAGCCGUAUGACCCGUACAUUCCCAGCGGCCAGGGAAGCCAAAAUGACAGAACAAAGAGGAUCCAGGAGCAAAUCGAUGACACCGUCGGUGUGAUGCGCGAGAACCUCAACAAGGUCGCGGACCGUGGCGCGCGUCUGGACCACCUGCAAAACAAGACAGACGACCUGGCGCAGUCCGCGCAGAGCUUCCGCCGCGGCGCCAACCAGGUCCGCAAGAAGAUGUGGUGGAAGGUGAGCGCAACCCUCGGAGCCGCGCUCACCAUCAAUCUUCGUCGGCAUCUGACGGUUCUUUGCAGGAUAUGAAGAUGCGCAUCUGGCUCAUUGUCGGCAUCGUUGUCCUUCUUGCCAUCAUCAUCAUCCCAUCAGUUCUCGCCACGAGACAUUAGACUCGGCGUCGGCGCUACGGUGACCAAGAGGGCGGUUGCGGAGCGGACACACAGGACGGGGGUUGCGCAUGGAAUGACGAUCCGCCGGGAACGGGAUUGAUGCUCGUCUGGGAUUUUGCUUUCUGGGAGUUUGUUUUCUGAUUUCAAUCACGGCCUCCUCGCUGGGCGCCACGGCCUGGCAGCGGGCCACUCGGCGUUGCGUGGACCUCAGCUUGGAGCGAUGAACUUGUCCCUACUGCACAUGUGUACUUAUGAUGGAUUGCGA
Messenger RNA from Thermothielavioides terrestris NRRL 8126, 722 nucleotides. RefSeq lists its product as uncharacterized. Bases 63 to 374 code for a protein of 103 amino acids. Gene Ontology annotation, biological process: vesicle fusion; vesicle-mediated transport. Gene Ontology annotation, molecular function: SNAP receptor activity; syntaxin binding. Lineage: Eukaryota; Fungi; Ascomycota; Sordariomycetes; Sordariales; Chaetomiaceae. The transcript is spliced from 3 exons. The record is from RefSeq and is a predicted model, not a curated record. Gene Ontology annotation, cellular component: plasma membrane; SNARE complex.